Dioscorea cayenensis subsp. rotundata (Guinea yam) is the source of this 2385-nucleotide messenger RNA. RefSeq lists its product as uncharacterized. NCBI's taxonomy places the organism in Eukaryota, Viridiplantae, Streptophyta, Magnoliopsida, Dioscoreales, Dioscoreaceae. The record is from RefSeq and is a predicted model, not a curated record. The transcript is spliced from 7 exons. The coding region runs from base 1 to 2385 and encodes 794 amino acids.
AUGGCGAGAGCUCUUAAACGUAGUUUCUGGGAGGAACUGUGGAGUUGUGGGGGUGAUCCGCUAAUACCUUGGAUUAUUUGUGGAGAUUUCAAUGCCAUCUUCUCGGUGGAGGACAAACCUUCGGGGGCUUAUAACCUCCAAGAGAUUUGCAAUGCGAACCGGUUUAAAUGGGACUUGCGGUUAUGCAAACCACCUGCGGUUGGCAGGAAAUUCUCUUGGACAAAUGGGCAAUCAGACCCUAUUUGGGUGAAGUUGGAUCGUUUCCUAGUGAAUAGCUGUUGUUCUGACAGGUUUCCACGUAUGCUGCAAAAAAGCCUUCUGAGGCUGGGUUCAGACCAUCUUCCUAUUCGACUCGAAGUGGGUGGCCAUUUCUCUUUGCCGAGGUCGUUCAGGUUUGAGAAAGUGUGGUUUAUGGCUGAUGGGUUUCGAGAGAUGAUUCAGAAGUGGUGGGAAGACUUGGCUCCUACAGGUUUUGGGGCCUUCGUGAUUUCCAAAAAGCUGGCAGGGCUUAGAAAGCGUCUGAGGGUGUGGGCUAAGGAGAGUUUUGGGUCUAUCAAACUCAAAAAGUUGAAUUUGUUACAAGAGUUGGAGAGUUUGGACAUCAUUAAGGAAUCCAGGUGUCUUCUGCCUAAUGAAGUUGUCUUCGAACAACACCUUUUGAAAUCGCUUGAGACUAUUCAUAAACAAGAGGAAAUCUACUGGCGCCAAAGAUCCAGGCUCCAGUGGUUAGAAGAAGGUGACGGUAAUACAAAAUUUUUUCCAUGCGGUGGCAAACGAGAGGAAUUGCCGGAAUCUUAUUCCUGGGGGGACAAAGCUCCUGGGUCGGAUGGGUUCCCAAUCUUUUUCUUCAAACAAUCAUGGGAGACUGUCAAGGAGGACAUUUUCAAGCUUUGUGAGGAUUUCUAUGAUGGUAGAGCUAACUUGGAAAGGAUUAACUGGGCGAACAUUGCGCUCAUUCCCAAGGUGGAGUCGCCGGAACAUCCUAGGGACUAUAGACCUAUCAGCCUGGUCAAUUCGUCACUCAAAAUUCUAUCCAAGAUUUUGGCUACUCGGUUGGGAAAAGUAAUGGAUAAGUUGGUGGACCAUGCUCAAUUAGCCUUCUUGAAAGGUCGAUGCAUUCUGGAUAAUGUGGCUACUGCGGAGGAACUGACUUUUAGUAUGAAAAGGAGAAGACUGCCUGGGUAUAUCCUGAAAGUUGACUUUGCUAAGGCUUUUGACCUCGUGGAUUGGGAAUUCCUUCUGGAACUUCUCAAGGCCAGGGGUUUCGGGGAUAAGGGAUUGCGUCAGGGGGACCCUUUAUCUCUGUUGCUGUUCAUUCUGGUCACCGAUAUGCUCAGUGUGAUGUUUAACCAUGCCCUGGAAUCUAAGGGUGGUCUGGAGGAUCUCAGAAUUGUUAAACUCAUUCUGUAUAUCUUUGAGGUCUGCACGGGUGUUGUUCCUGAGAAAGCAGCGGUUUUAACCAUGAACUGCGCAACUGGGCUUCUACCGGUAAUAUUUUUGGGCAUUCCUAUCUCUGGGGGCAGACCGCGCAAGCAAGACUGGGAGAGGCUUAUUGCGAAAGUGCGACAUCGUCUAUCCUCUUGGAAGUGUAGACAGCUAUCUCUUGGAGGUCGGCUUAUGUUGGUGAAUUCAGUUCUAUCCGUAAUUCCAACAUGGUGCAUGGGCAGGGCUCCUAUGAAUAUUUGGCCUGAACUUUUUAGUAUGAGCGCUCAGCAGAAUGCUACUUUCAAUGAUUUGGGUCACCUACUAGGGGAGCAGCCUUUCUGUGAGGAGGAGUAUAUUGUACAAAUACGGGAAAAAUGGAGGUCAAAUGGGAGGGAGGAGAAGGAUAAAAAGAGAUGGUUUCUUAUUGGCAACCGUGUGUUCUCGAAGAAUCGCAUUCUAUUAUUAGAAAACCUGGAGAUAAGGCGGUGUAACACCCUCCCAACUGCUACAUGUGUCAUGUGCCAUGCUGGAGUUGAAUCAGUCGAUCACCUGUUCCUUCAGUGUUCAUUUGCUAGGGAGGUGUGGGGUUCCUUUUGCAGGAUGCUGAGUUUUCCUGAACCCCCAAAUUCUAUUAGGGACCUAUGGCUUGACUGGCGAGGUUCGAUGAGACCGGCUCUUCGUCUCUCAGUGGACCUAGUGAUUAAAGCGUUAGUUUGGAAUAUUUGGCUAGCACGCAACGAUAGAAUUUUUAAUGCUAAAAUUCUCUCUACACACUGCACUGUUCUAAGUAUUAAUCGUAUGAUUUUGUCAUGGUUCGAUGCUCUUGCAGAUAACGCCAAGACGAAGGUGGAAGAUACUAUGGCUGCGGUCAAGCGUAGCCUUGAGUUCGUUGGUCCGAGGAGACAGAUGGAUAGUGAGGUUGAUACUGCCGAGGAGGCACUCGAGCAUACUGAGGAGUAG